This is a messenger RNA of Etheostoma spectabile (orangethroat darter), 355 nucleotides long. Its product is annotated as cystatin-C. Gene Ontology annotation, cellular component: cytoplasm; vesicle. The annotation marks the transcript as partial. The transcript has 2 exons. NCBI's taxonomy places the organism in Eukaryota, Metazoa, Chordata, Actinopteri, Perciformes, Percidae. The record is from RefSeq and is a predicted model, not a curated record. Gene Ontology annotation, molecular function: cysteine-type endopeptidase inhibitor activity.
CCCACAAGAAGUCCCGGUGAACCGCACUGAUGUUUUAGAAGCGGCACAGUUUGCUGUGGUUGAAUUCAACAAAGCCAACACAGAAGACCUGUUUAAUUACGCAAUUCUGGACAUAACAUCGGCUCAAGUUCAGACCGUCGGAGGAUUUAACUACUUCCUGGAAAUGCUCCUGGGACGUACAACGUGCAAGACCGGCAACACUGCUGCUGUCAAAGGCAAUGCUGCUGCUAGCGACUGUGAUUCCAACUCUGAACCCAAGGCAAGUGUGAGACUUCAGGUUGUGUUUGAAACUCAGGGGAAGAACACCUUAAAGCCCAACACUGGUCUGCCCCAGUGCAUCAAUGUCAAAUGUUAA